AUGACCGUAGAGAAGCUGGUGGCCUCAGCUGUGCUGGUGGCCCUCGUGUCUCUGGUGCUCAACAAUGCAGCCGCCUUCACCACCCACUGGGUGCACCAGACCCUGGAGGACGGGCGACGCCGCGGCGUGGGGCUCUGGCGGGCCUGCUGGCUGACUGAUAAGGCACGCGGGGGACCAGGCCCCGGCGCCAGGCCUGAGGCGGCUGACGAGCAGGGCUGUGAGGCCCUGAGCUGGGGCUCUGAGGCAGCCGGCUUCCAGGAGGCUCGGGCCACAGCCAAAUUGCAGUUCGACAUGAUGCGUGCCUGCAACCUGGUGGCCACGGCGGCGCUGGCCGCAGGACAGCUGACCUUCGCGCUGGGGCUGGCAGGCUUGCCGCUGUUGUCCCCUGAGUCCCCUUGCUGGGAGGAGGCCAUGGCUGCCGCAUUCCAGCUGGCCAGCUUCGUCCUGGUCAUUGGACUGGUGACCUUCUACAGGAUCGGCUCCUACACCAGCCUGUCCUGGUCCUGCUAUCUGAAUAUCGGCGCCUGCCUGCUGGCUACCCUGGCAGCGGCUGUCCUCAUCUGGAACAUUCUUCACCGCAGGGAGGAUUGCAUGGCACCUCGUGUCAUUGUCAUCCGCCGCUCACUCGCUGCCCGCUUCCGCCGUGGGCUGGACAAUGACUAUGUGGAGUCCCCAUGCUGA
Messenger RNA from Elephantulus edwardii (Cape elephant shrew), 681 nucleotides. It is a transcript of the gene TMEM204, whose product is annotated as transmembrane protein 204. The record is from RefSeq and is a predicted model, not a curated record. The transcript has 3 exons. Bases 1 to 681 code for a protein of 226 amino acids. NCBI's taxonomy places the organism in Eukaryota, Metazoa, Chordata, Mammalia, Macroscelidea, Macroscelididae.